Messenger RNA from Pseudomyrmex gracilis, 2199 nucleotides. RefSeq lists its product as uncharacterized. Gene Ontology annotation, biological process: DNA replication. Lineage: Eukaryota; Metazoa; Arthropoda; Insecta; Hymenoptera; Formicidae. Gene Ontology annotation, molecular function: nucleotide binding; DNA-directed DNA polymerase activity; DNA binding. The transcript has 3 exons. The record is from RefSeq and is a predicted model, not a curated record.
AUGAAAGUUCACAUGCCGACUCUCUGCGUCGCGCAGCAGAUUUGCGUCACGUGCGCGAAUGAGGACAACAUGACGGUGCGUUGUCGGUGGUGCGGUGUGCGCGAAUUUGUGUUUCGCGAUAAUCCGGUGAAGCAAUUCGUCGAUUUCGCUACGAAAACGACGAAAUGUUUCAAGCAGAUCAUCUGCAUCGCGCACACCGCCAAGGCGUUCGACGCGCAGUUCAUCCUGCGUUACAUUGCGGAAAAACGCGUCGAAUUAGAUCCGCAAGUAAAAUUAAACGGGACAAAGAUCAUCGCAUUAACGGUCGGGCGUACAAAAUUUAUUGACAGCAUCAAUUACAUGCCGAUGCGUUUGUCAGAUUUGCCAAAAGUUUUUGGUUUGCGAGAUGGUGUAAAGAAAAGAUAUUUUCCACAUUAAUUUAACACUCUCGCAAAUUAAUCGUACGUCGGUCCGUUACCAUCUGUUGAAUAUUAUUUGCCCGACAGUAUGUCUAGCAAAGAACGCAAGCGCGUUUUAUCGUGGCACGCGGAACAGACACGCGAAAACGCAGUCUUUGAUUUCCAACGCAAGAUAGUGCAUUAUUGUCGUAACAACGUCAACAUCCUGCGACAAAUGUGCAUGGCCUUCCGCAAGAUAUUUCUCGAGCAAAGAAGCGUAUGUCCGUUCGAAGAGUGCACGACCAUCACUUUCACGUUUAUGCGUGUUUUCCGUAAAAACUUUUUACGCGAGAAAGAGAUAGACGUCAUUCCCCGCGGCGGAUAUCGUCUCGCAGAUACGCAAUCUCGCAAAGCUCUGCAGUGGCUGGUGUGGAAGGAGCGCGAGCUCGGCCGCACCAUUGUUCACGCAGGGCAUGGGCGAGAACAGCGUCUCGCGGAAAUCGGUGGCAUUCCCGUCGACGGAUAUUACGAGACGACGACGACAACGACGACGAACGGAGAGCGUCACGUGUUGCAAUAUCACGGUUGCUUUCGGCAUGGUUGUUCCGCAUGUUUCAAAACAGAGCGNGACAAACGUCUCUGUACGGGAGAUCGCAAAGUUCACGAUACGAUGAAUUCGCGAUACGAGCGCACGCCAACAAUGUCAUGGCGUCUUCGCAAGCGGGGCUACAUUGUGACGGAGAAAUUGGAGUGCGCUUUUGAUCGCGAUAUGCGGGAAAAUCGGGAAAUGCGAGCAUAUGUAGAACAACAUUCGAUGCUCGCAGCUGAACCACUCUCAUCUCGCGACGCGUUUUUCGGCGGUCAAACGGGAAACAUUGCAAUUCGGCGCGAAGUUACGGAGGGUACGGAGAAAAUACAUUACGUAGACGUGUGUUCUCUAUACCCUUACGUGUUGAAAACCGGUGCUUUUCCGAUUGGACAUCCGAAAAUUCUGGUCAGGGAGAAAGAAUGCGCUUGGCUCAUUGGAGCGAUGCCCGGUGUCGAUUUUUUUACGGUCGAGGGGCUUAGCAAACUGCUGUUCGCUUUGUGUCGCAGUUGCUGCGAAAACUUCUCGCAGACUCCGUGCUUGCACGAUAAUCCGCGCGAUCGCGAAUUCACGGGCAUAUGGGUAUCGUCCGAAUUACGCAAAGCUGUAGAGAAAGGCUAUCUCGUGACCGCGCAAGAGGCGAGCGGAUGGCCAAACAAAUGCGUGGAUAAAGUAUCUAAAGAGCGAUACCUUCGAGAAUACAAAGCAGUCGAGGGUAUUGCUCUAGAUAGAGAAAACAUUGCGCAAAAUCCGGGUUUACGCUCGGUCGCGAAGCUCUGUCUCAAUUGGUUUUGGGGAAACUUCGGCCAACGAUCGAACCUGACGUGUACCGAGGUGGUGAAGUCACAGGAACGCCUCGUAUCGCUAUUGUCGAGCCCUGAGCACGAGGUAACCGAUAUAUUACCUGUGAAUGACGAAAUAAUAUAUGUUUCGUGGCGAAUGCGGGACGAGGCGGUCGUACCCUCUCCGAUUACCAACGUCGUAAUAGCGGCAUACACGACGGCACAGGCGCGAUUAAAACUGUACGAAUAUUUAGAACGUUUAGGCGAGCGCGUUCUUUAUUACAAUACAGAUUUGUGUAUUUAUGUGAGCAGCGGUAAACCCGGCGAAUACAAACCGCGUACAGGAAAUUUCUUGGGCGACAUGCCGGGCAAACUCAAAGGCUACGGGCGCGGUAGUUACAUCGAAUCGUUUGUAUCCGGUGGCCCGAAAUUUUACGCGUACGUAAACGCGUAA